Molecule: messenger RNA, 7024 nt
Organism: Polistes dominula (European paper wasp)
Lineage: Eukaryota; Metazoa; Arthropoda; Insecta; Hymenoptera; Vespidae
Gene: hrm
Product: solute carrier family 16 member hermes
Biological process (GO): monocarboxylic acid transport; transmembrane transport
Molecular function (GO): monocarboxylic acid transmembrane transporter activity
Source: RefSeq, a predicted model, not a curated record
UAUAAGAUCAUAAAAAGAAAACAUAUAUUUUCUUUAUAGCAACUAUAUAAAGUUGUUUGGUGAUAUAUAUAUAUAUAUAGGAUAGAUUAAAGAUACACUAUUUUACUUUUAUGUAAAGACGAAUAAAUUCGAUCAUUUAAAACUAACUACGCGAACUUUUUUAUUCAGUGAAAAUUUUCUUAAAUAUACGAAUAAGAAUGAAUGAACAAUAUACGUUUUAUAUAAAUACCAAUGACAAUUAUAAAUUUAAGAAACUAUAAAAUAUCUGCAUUAUAUAACAAAAUUAUAAAAAGAGCGAAAGACGAUUCUUUCGUAAGCGGAAGUAAUGAACACAAACGAUACUUAUGUUUUUCGCGUAACGUAAUAUUUACGACAGUAGAAAGGAAAAUCCGAGGGUAUGAUGAACUAACGUCAAUUGCGUUCAAUAUGUUGACAAAAACAUUUCCGUUGCAGAGCCUCAUCGCUAGGCAAAACUAUAUUGCGUCAUCUAAAUGACGUAAUAAACGACGGCCAUUGACGCGGCCGUUAUCAAUAGAAGGCGCAACCUGAAUUGUUCACAAGAUAUUUUAUUAAAACGUUAUGCGUUAUUAAUUAAAUAUCGAAUUGAUAUAGUUUUGUUUACUAGCUUUUUAUAAACAAUUCGUUUGAACACGUAAUAUAAAACACUUAUCUCAAAUAUUAUCCGAGAGUAACCCAAUUGAUAUUGCUUCGAGGUAUUUAUUUGGUAAUCAAAAUAUCGUUAAACGUAAUUGACGAUAAUAUUUUAUCAUUUCUUCAAAAUAUUCUAAAUGUUAUAUAUUUUAUUAAUAUUAUCUUUGUGUUGUUAACAAAUUUAGAGAAAUGUAAUAGCUCCUUUCAUACAAACAUUUUCAUUUAUAAACAAAUGAUGAGUCACGUAAGCAGUUAAAUAGAACAGUAUUAGUAUAGUCAUUGGACCUUCGAAAGAUAUUUUUUGUGUUUACAAUGUUGUGUCAUAUCCCCCAUAGAAAAACAAAUAAUAAACACCUACUCACUUUCUCUUUCUCUCUCUCCUUUUGUGUGAUAACUUAAAUAAUAGAAUUACUCAAGAGAAAAAAUAUUAUUAAUAACAAAACGUUUCUUUUAUAUACAAAGCACAUCCUCUUUCAAAGUUUCUAUCGACAUAGUUCAUUCUACAAAUGUUAUCGCGCAACGUUAAUUGGUGCUUAAUAAGAAUGAAUUUAAAUUGACUCAUCUUCGCUCGUUGUUAACAAUUGUGUGUAUUUUAAGUCACAAGUAGAGCAAUUCGUUUGUCAAACUUUUCUUUUUCACUUUUCCAUUAUAUAAAUGCUUUCGAACAUUCUAGACAAUAAUCAUAGUAGAAAUUGACUUUUUGAUAGAAUCGUAUUGUUCUUUUCUCUUAUUUUUCCAAGAUAGAAAUAUCUUCUAUGAUCUUUUUAUCUUUCCAGCUAUCUUAAAGUAUGAAUUAUCGUUUCAAGCAUCGUCUUCAAACGUUUCAACUAAUUAACAAAAACUAACAACGGCGAUAACGUUUAUAUAAGAUAACUCAUAUAACGUGAUUAAUUUGAAGAUUUUCAAGGUUGCUGUUUUCGUUUUCUUCUUUAUCUUCAUUAUUCUUCGUUUUUUUAUCCUUUUAUUCGUUUCAUGAAAGUUUAAACGGUUUAUCUUAUAUUUUUUGAGAUUUAAUUGAAAGAUUUCUUCUUGUGUUAAUCGGUACAUAACAUUCUACUUGAAUUACAUUAGGAAAAACUUAAAAAAUAAAAUAACUAUAUUUCAUAGAGCACAAAUGUGCAUUUAAUUAGAUCACAUGGAAUCCAUAAUACGUGUGUAAUUUUAUAUCACGAGAUAUCGAAUAUCUCUCAGCACACUUAUCGCAGUUUGGUAGAUCUAGCACAAAUACUUCAUAACACGCGUAAAACGGAUAUCGGCAUAGUUCGUCAAAGAUGUUCUAUAUUGCUAAUGAUAAAAGGUGUGUACGCGCUUACAAAUAUAUCGGUUACUCAUAAAAUGUAUUAUCCGUUUCCUCAAUUACCACAGUCAAAUAUUUUCUUCUUUUCCUUUUUCUUUACAAUUUUCUAAAGUUAUUUUUACUUGUCUAACUACCUAAAAUUAUUAACUAUAGUUAAACUUGCGUGUUACGUUUAUCAAUUAAAUAAAUUAUGAUUUAAUUUAUUUCUCACAUAUUUAAAUGAAAGUUUUUAAAAAUAUUCGAAUAAAAGAAAAGAACUUAUAAAUGAUAAAUUUGAACUCGCUAGAGAUAUGAAUGAUUAUUACGGUAUUAUAAUAAAUCGUAAAGUCGUAUGAUUGUAGUUGAUUGUGAAACAACAGGGGCGUCUUAUCAUAUGCCAAUUACUGUAUUUCUUUUUAUACGGUUCAACGAUCAUUUUUUGUUUAAAUUGUCCCUUUGAAAAACAUAGCUUAAUGUACUUUCGACUUGGAACCUUCUGCUAUGGUAAUAAGAUUUAUCAAUGGGAUACGUUAUCUUGUUUACCGUGGUGCCUAUUGCGUUUAAUAAUACUCGACUUCUUCAAUAGAUUCUUCAAAUUCACAAGGUGGCUCGUACAAAACGUUAGAAAUUGCAAUUACAUUGAUACAAUUAAAUGACCAUUUAAAAUAAAUUCUUUAUUCUCGUAUUACGUAAUAAGAUUUUUCAAGAAAAAAAUCUCAAAUAUUUCCUCAAUUGAAAUUUAAUUAAAUGUUGUUUUACGAGCUUAAAAAAGAUCGAAUAACAUUUUAGAUCGAUCACACGGUACGUACAAUACAGCAGGUCAAUAACACAUUAAUAAAAGUUACGACGAAGUAAUUGGAAUUUAAAAUUAAACAAACAAUUCAUUGAUAUUUUUGUUUAUUUUGAUAUAAAAAAAAGAAAUUAAAGAAUGCGCGUUGGGAUUUCACGAAACUGAUGCAAGAGAAUUCAACUAUGCACAAAGAAAUCGUUGUUUCUUUUUUCUAUCAAUAAAAUUAUCACUUUUAGAGCAACACGUAAUAACCUUGAGUAGUAACCACUUGAUUUUCUUUAUCUUUUUUUAUGAUAAAAAAAUACGUUACAUCGUUAACACGUCUAUCGAUCGUCAAUCGAUACAAUCUGUUCAACCACAUUUUCCAACUAUAAUGAAGAAAAUAUCUGUAAAGCUUAAUAUAAAACAAUAUUGCAUUUGUAAAAAUAUUUUCUGAUUGUGCACCUAUUUACCAAGAAGAAAAUCAUAAAAAAUUUUAACGGAAGAUCAUGGUCGAAAUCAAUAUUUUUCUAACAUAUACGGGUACGUCUAUCGUGUACCUUGGAUUUUAAGUGGAACGCGCCGAUCAUGGUGGUAAAUAUUAAAGUUCACUGAGCGUAAAGAGGGAAGAAGAAAAAGAAUAACGAAGUAACUUGCGUAUUUCCAGCACGUGCUUCUGACAAAUUUUCCAUUCCCUCUAUACGCGGUGUUUCUUGUGCAAAGCCCAAAGGAGGAGUGGGAGAAAUCGACGAGACUGACGCUACUAGACACGUGAGAGUUUAUCAAUCUACGAGUUAUAAGGGGUGGAGAGGAGAAGGAAAAGGUAGAGAAAGAAAAAGGUUACUCGAAACGUGAUACAUAGGGAAGAGACAUUAACAAAGGAUAGCAAUAAAGGAUAGUACAAAGAGAAAGAAAGAAAGAAAAAAAUAUAGAAAGGCAAAUAGAUAUUUAAACUCGUGCAUACUCGUGCAGUUUCGGGUACAAAGAAGAAAGAUCACGCAUGCUGGAGUAUGAAGGAGUGGGGGGUAAGGACUGGAUCGGUUGGUAGUAGUGGGGUGAAGCAGGGUAGGGAGAUCUGCGUGGUAGACAGCUGAUCAGUCCGCUCGUGUCGUACGAUCGAGUGAAAGGUACAGUCAGUCGGUGGAUCCUCUUUCGUAAAGAAUCUCUCAUGUUUCUCUCGUUAAGUUACGUGUUGUGACAAGGGCACUUCUGUUAGCAAAUUUUUGUCUACAUGAUAUCGUCGUCGCUCUUUAUGCCAUUUGAAAUAAACUCGAAUUGGGGAAUAAAAGGUGCAUCGGUUUAUUGUCGUCGUCGUGGUAAGCGUCAUAUCGAGCUUUCCUCGUUGGCGUCAUCAGGUCAAUUACACCGUGCGCGUUCUUCUCUUUUUCAUUUUAUUCUUCUUUGUCAAAGAAGCUCGUGGAAGAAGGUGAAGUCUAUGACCGGACGAAACGAAUGUUUACGUUCCUAUCGAGGAAGAAAGUGGUGUGAGAACAGUGGUAGAACGUGUUCUACCUUCGCUUUCAUGAGGUUGGAGAAAAAAGAAGAGGAGGACGCGAGGGCGGACUAUAUGAUUUGCAAGCAUUGAUAAUCGUAUUGUCCCGUAGUGUGACAGACAUACAAACACCUACACAUUCAUGUGUAAACGUAUAUACUACUUUGGUGCAGUUACUCCCUCCGUUAACAUCCUUGCUAUUUUAUUUUCCUUCUCUUUAUUUAUCUAUUGCCCGUCACAACGUCGUUUUUGUUGACACGUUUAAUCAUCAUAUAUCGAUAGGAAGUUUUAUUAGCAGCAAUCGUGUUUCUUUAUAUCUCUGUAUUCGGUUUAUAUUGGCGGUAAAGUACAAAGCUUAAAAUUCAUGACAAUGCAACGAGUUCAAGAUCAAGACAAUGGGAUCAACAUCAAGUUUGGAUCAAACAAGUCCAAAAAGGGAGAUUAUCAAUUGGUUUCGCAAGAAAAGACAAAGGAAAGAAAAAGCAAUCAUAAUGGGACCAAUAAACACGAUGUGACAACGGAAGAAGAAUUAGUACCUCCAGAUGGAGGCUGGGGAUGGCUGGUACUUUUGGCAUCUGUUCUUGUCAAUGUCCUUAUUCCAGGAAUGGUUAAAUCUUUUGGAGUUUUAUUUGUUGAAUUUCGUAAAGUAUUUGAUGCAUCUCCUGCUGCAGCUGCUUGGAUUCCUGCCUUAUGUUAUUUCCUCUACAGUUCACUUGGUCCAUUAUCCAGCGUGCUUUCGGUUAAGUACUCAUAUCGAACAGUUUCAUUAUUAGGAGGUACAUCUGCAGCAGUGGGAAUGAUGAUAAGUUAUUUUGCAGACUCUGUUGGCUUUUUGUGUGUUAGUUUUGGAGUAUUGGUAGGAACAGGAGCAGGAUUGGCCUUCCCUCCAACAGUAUAUAUUGUAACAUCCUAUUUUGUACGACUACGAGGACUAGCCAAUGGUUUGUGCAUCUCAGGGAGUGCUUUAGGUUCUAUAUUUCUUCCACCACUUCUCGGGCUUCUUUUACAAGAGUAUGGUUACAGAGGUGCAGUAUUAAUAAUGGGAGCUCUUACUUUAAACGUAUGGGCUUGUGCUUUGUUAUACGAUCCAGUGGAAAAACACAUGAUUCCUGCACGACCAUCACACAAUUCGAAAGAUCAUAAAAACGUAGAAAGUACACCGAUUGCUAUUACUAUUCCUGAAGAUGAAAGUAACCAAAAUAAUGUGAUUUCUUCCGACAACUCGAGCUGUGAAAAAGCUUCGCCUAUAGUGCCAAAAAGCGCGUCUAGCGUUGCAUUGGAAAAUUAUAAAAAUACUCCGGUUCAAGGAAGAACUAGAAAAAUUAGUAUGCCAACUGGCCGUGAAAUAACUGGACAAAUGCAUAGUACACCAGCCUUACACGCAGUACCUGAAAGAGGAGCUGAAACAGGAAAGUUGAUAAAACGUAAAUCAACCACUCAAUCUCCUAGUACUUCAUCAUUUUAUUAUAUUAGUACCCCUCAUCAUGGCAGCACGUUGUCUGCGUUACAUCCUGUACAUGCAUCCACAUUAACACUGAAUGCAAUAUCUAGUACGUUUACAAGGAAAGGCUCUGAUCGUGCACUGAAAGAAGACAAAAAGCCGGAAAACAAAUUCUUUGAUUUCAGCUUAUUGAGAGAUCCUAUGUAUCUCGUUAUAUUGAUCUCGAAUUCAACAAAUGCUGUUAGUUAUACAAAUUUUGUUAUAUAUUUGCCAGCUUAUGCAGAUUCGUUAGGGUUUGACAAAAGUAUGGGUCCACUUCUUCUGUCUAUCGUAUCGAUUUUAGAUCUCAUUGGACGUAUCGGUGGAUCCGCAUUAUCCGAUAUGAACUUAAUGCCAAAACAUUGGUAUUUCGUUGGUGGCUUAUUUGCUUCAGGAGUUUCCUUAACAAUAUUACCAACAGCAAACACUUAUACCUUAUUAUCUGUAUAUUGUGGAAUAUUCGGAUUAGCUUCUGGUAUAUACGUCGGAGUUACCGCAGUUAUUAUGGCUGAUAUGCUUGGCACUGAGAAACUUACUUCAUCCUAUGGCAUUUCUUUAUUCGUUAAUGGAAUUCUACAACUUAUAGGCCCUCCAAUUUGUGGUGUCGUUUAUCAAGAAAUUGUACAAUACGGUCCCAUUUUUAGUGUCUUGGGUAUCAUUUUAGUUAUAGGUUCAAUGCUAUGGGGCUUUGUUCCUUUCAUUAAAAAGAAGCCAAAAGAAUCAGAAGCUAACAGCCCAAUAGACAAAGUAUAGUAAUCUAAACUUUUUACUAAUAUAUUGAACAAUUUAUUCGAGCAAAAAAUUGUAUACGAUUAUCGAUCGUGACAUCCUUGUUAGGAACUUUAUCAUUUAACUUGAAAAAAUUGGCACAACAUCGUGAGACUAAUAUUUAUAUAUAUCAUAUAUUAAAAGAAGAAAAAAAAAAGAAACUUAUAGACAAUUAUUUAGCACUGUGAUGCUGUAUAUAUUUUACACGCACAUUUACUAUUCAAUUAUUAAGAGAGGUAUUAUAAAAAUUUAGGAAAACUUUUUGAAGACAUUAAGUCUUUCUUUUUUCACAAACAAAACCAAUUAAAAAAACCUUGCCUUGCACAUAGGAUUAUUGCUCCUUGAAAGUAAGAAUUUCAAUUAUAAAUAAUAAUUAUAGAUAUAUAUACAUCAUUACGCGUUCGUGCGUAUUGUUAUUAUGUGUGUGUAUGUAAUGUGCGCGCGCGUGUUUGAUUUUUAUUUAGUACUUAAUAUAAAGUAAUGAAGUUGGUGCUAUUUAUGUUAAAUGGAUAAAUGCAUUUUGUUAAAUGUAUCAUUUUUUUAAGAUCUUUUCAAUUUUUAUUCAUUUUUCAUAUUAAUUUCAUAAUA